Ceraceosorus bombacis is the source of this 315-nucleotide messenger RNA. Lineage: Eukaryota; Fungi; Basidiomycota; Exobasidiomycetes; Ceraceosorales; Ceraceosoraceae. The record is from the annotation of a GenBank genome assembly.
CGGGCGAGUUAAGCAGCAGUAGAUGCUGCGCACGGAUCUGAUACGGCAGCUGCCAGAAGCGUGCAUCUUGAGUCACAGUGGUGAAUAGUCAAUCACGAAUUAUGAUUACAAGUUCGGAUGCAAUCGUGAAUCUAGAAUCACGAAUGAGAUGGGAUGACCUCAGCAGCAUUCUCUCCAUCGAAUCGACCUCGCGCUACAUUCACCAUCACCCCUGGCACUACCAUCGCAACCUCCUCCAGGAGUUUCGCAACGAUCAUCCGAGUCGCGCCAGCAGCCUCGCGUAAUUCUAGCCCGCUUUGCAUCUCGCCCUUGGAU